Messenger RNA from Gloeophyllum trabeum ATCC 11539, 1326 nucleotides. RefSeq lists its product as uncharacterized. Bases 1 to 1326 code for a protein of 441 amino acids. The record is from RefSeq and is a predicted model, not a curated record. NCBI's taxonomy places the organism in Eukaryota, Fungi, Basidiomycota, Agaricomycetes, Gloeophyllales, Gloeophyllaceae. The transcript has a single exon.
AUGUCUGCCGAAUCGGCAACAGGUGGCUGCUCAAUGGACGCCAAGAAUAUUGUCCCAGACGCUGCCGUGGAAGCAGAGUCGUACGAGGACUCCAGCCGCACCGAAUAUCGACUCCCUACGGAGAUAUGGAUGCAGAUCUUCGAUAUCUUGACCUUCGUGCCAGGUUGGAUGGACGCGGACAGUCCAGAUCCAUUCGCUGCAGGUCACAAGGACCCCUGGCGCGAGGACCCUAUACCUGAUCUACGAUGGGCGUGCGCCGCUGUACGAGUAUGCCAGGUAUGGAGAGCCGUCGCUACUCCAUUUCUGUAUCGGUAUGUCGUUAUUCGUAAUGGCCGCAGCAUCACCUGCCUCCAUCGCACCUUGCUGGAGGGAUCCACCUGUAACAAUGUCGCGUUGCGCUCGUACAUCCGCCGCCUUGACUUGCGUGGGGGCCUGCGUCAUACCCGGGAGAUUUUCUUCGCUGCCAUCCUAAAGCUUGUUCGGGAAACCCUACAGAUCCUUUCGUUCGCUGAGUAUCCCGCCUUUUGUGAUUAUUCUGCAUAUCUCCACCCGACUACUGGCAAGCGAGCCUCUCGUCCCAAACCAUGGCAGUCCCUUCGAGUGCUUAAGAUCCUUUCUUCCCCGAGGCGCCCAUUGUAUGCUCCCUUGAUGCAUUUCCUUACCAGUACUCCCCGCUUGCGCCACUUGCAUAUCGGACCGCUGCUUGAGUCACAUACAACAGUGGCGGGCGAUACACCCCCGCCACAACCAGAGGCCGUCAUUCUCCCGGAAUUACUCUCUCUCAGGCUCCCCACGCCCCAUUCGAUCGAUUUCCCGAUGCUCGACCACACCCAUCUCCCGUCUCUCCAUAAGCUGGAAGUCGACAUCAAUCUCCCUUCACCAUCCUUGCCCGUGCCAUUGCGGUCUACUGAGCAUGGUCUCGGGCGGACAUUGACAACCAUUGUUGCGCACAUAAACUUCACUUUGACACCAGAAUUCACGGAAAUGCUGUGCGAAUCGUGUCCGCUGCUGACACGCCUCGCUAUCUUUCUACGAUCGUGGUCAGGCCUCCAAGCUAGUCUGCACCUCCCAAGGAUCACCCACCUUGCAAUCGGAGCUUCAAAGCCCAGCGGGGAUAGAUGUCUGUGGCUUCUUCAAAUUUUGCCAACUAUUGUAGCACCUGCUUUGCAGGUAGUGCGAUUAAUAUCAGUAGGAAGGCGCUGGAUCGGCGAUUACCAUCGGGCGGAGCCUACUGUGCGCGACUACCUCGACUUUCGGACUGAUCUUCGAGACAACAUACGUUCUUGUUCAUUCCGAUUCGAGGAUGACUACGGAAGUCUGGUAUGA